This is a messenger RNA of Bicyclus anynana (squinting bush brown), 895 nucleotides long. RefSeq names its product DNA-directed RNA polymerase II subunit RPB9 (gene RpII15). Gene Ontology annotation, molecular function: DNA-directed RNA polymerase activity; nucleic acid binding; zinc ion binding. Lineage: Eukaryota; Metazoa; Arthropoda; Insecta; Lepidoptera; Nymphalidae. Gene Ontology annotation, cellular component: RNA polymerase II, core complex. The transcript has a single exon. The coding region runs from base 163 to 537 and encodes 124 amino acids. Gene Ontology annotation, biological process: transcription-coupled nucleotide-excision repair; DNA-templated transcription; maintenance of transcriptional fidelity during transcription elongation by RNA polymerase II. The record is from RefSeq and is a predicted model, not a curated record.
UUAAUUCAUUGACUUUGACUUUGACAUUUCAGAUUUGAGCUUGUUUACAAUUUCUCACUCUGCUUUAAUUUUAAAUUCACGUUUUAAUCUUUUGAUUAAGAUAAUUGAGAAUCCUAUAAAGACGUUGUAUUUUUUACAACUGAAGGUAAAGGGAUAUUAGUCAUGAAUAUCGGUAGAAAGGAUGGAGGGCCCGGUUAUGUCGGUAUACAGUUCUGUCAAGAGUGCAACAACAUGCUUUAUCCGCGCGAGGACAAAAACAACAAAGUUUUGCUGUACGCCUGCAGAAAUUGCGAUUACAAACAACUGGCGGACUCCAACUGCGUAUACGUGAACAAAAUUAUGCACGAAGUGGACGAGCUGACUCACAUAAACCCUGACGUGGUGAGCGAUCCAACUUUGCCGCGCACUAAGGAUCACAUGUGUCCAAAGUGUAACCACAGGGAGGCGGUGUUCUUCCAGGGACAGACGAGACGAGCCGAGGAGGAAAUGAGACUGUACUACGUGUGUACGAGUUGUAAGCACAGGUGGACUGAGUAAACUGCUUUAUUGUUAAUUAUUAGUAUUUAAGAUUAAUAAAUUCAUUUGAAUAUAAGUAACAUUGAAAAAUUGAUUCAUUUUGCCACCACAUUAAAUAGAUGAAUUCAAGCAACAACAGUAAAGAAAUUGUUUAAAGGCAAUUAUUUACAGUAUUUGAAUAUUGGAAAAGUAUAAUCAUUAAAAUCAUAAUCAUUGUCAGAUGAAUGUCCAGUGCUGGAUAUUAGACUGCAAGCAGUGACUCCCUGUAAUGCUCGAUUGGCCUGCAUUCAGUGACUCCCUGUAAUGCUUUUUAGUUUACCUAGCAGGUCUACCUAGAAGUCUACUAAUAUUUUGGAUAAAAAGCUAUAUUAUAUUAUAU